AUGAGUACGGAGGAUGAUGACAGCGGCCAUGACCAUGAACUCAAAUUACCACAACUGUGGGAUCCAUCAACACGAAUGUUUGCGCUUGAGGAACCCGACCUUUACAGUGAACUUAUUGCUGCUCGAAACCGGGGUGACGCACUCUUUACGUGCUCUCUUCAGCCACUUGCAGAUGAACUUGGACUUGACGAUGAUGACAUGCUGGACCCUCCUCCCGACGAUAACGAAUUUGGACUGUUCUUGGAGGAGGAUCGCAUCAACAAUCAACUGUGCAUGGAUGAUUCCACAUAUCCAUGGCCUUCGAAAGCGACCUUUAUCACAGACCUCCUCUUUGGUUCGACGCGCCUGCGAUUUUCAGAGGCACAGAAAAAAGCUGUGCUUAGUUGGGCACGUGAAAUGGGCGCUCAAAAUGUGCCUACCUUGUAUGCGCUUCGCAAAGCUCAAGAUCAUGUUCGUAGCUGCAUCGGAAAUCCCACUCGCAAGGUUACAGCAUCUUCCGGUAACAUCUUUUAUAUAAACUCAAUUGGCUCCGCAAUCGCUAUGGACUAUUCCAACCCUCUCACUCGCUUCUGCAUGCAGGACUAUCCUGAAGAUGGGAGAGGGAAUAUGUCUCAAGUGCACCACGGAUCGAAGAUGCUGCAUGAGCUUCCCGAAGAACUACUUGUCCCGUCUGUUCGCGUCAACGGCGGUAUCUACUUCCGGAAUGAGCUGCUUCAGUCGACAACUGGAUUCUUUAUUCCUACGCGUUUCUUUCAAGCCAAUAUCUCUAGUUGCGAUGCUGAGCAAGCAUCAUUGCAGGUCCUUGCAUUGGGACAUCCAGUUGUACAGACAGAGGCAGGUUUUGCAGUAGAUCCUGAGCGCAUCAUAUUGGAAGUUUCAUUGUUUCAGCGGACCUACAUAGACUUGCAGGCUGACGUUCAUUUGUGCGGGUUUACAUGUAGGUAA
Messenger RNA from Suillus clintonianus, 945 nucleotides. RefSeq lists its product as uncharacterized. NCBI's taxonomy places the organism in Eukaryota, Fungi, Basidiomycota, Agaricomycetes, Boletales, Suillaceae. The transcript is spliced from 5 exons. The coding region runs from base 1 to 945 and encodes 314 amino acids. The record is from RefSeq and is a predicted model, not a curated record.